This is a messenger RNA of Brassica rapa (field mustard), 1703 nucleotides long. RefSeq names its product GRF1-interacting factor 2. NCBI's taxonomy places the organism in Eukaryota, Viridiplantae, Streptophyta, Magnoliopsida, Brassicales, Brassicaceae. The record is from RefSeq and is a predicted model, not a curated record.
UCUUUUCUUUCACUUCACCUAGCAAAUGAAACACGGAAGCAACACGAACACGAAUAUGAAGAAGACAGAUGAGAAGACUUGGAAGGAGAAGAAGAAGAAGAGUAUGUCGUCAAUGGUAUUCUUAUUAUAUUCGAUGAUCGUGGUUACAUUCGCAGGACUAUUUCUAACAUAUUGGGUUUACAAAUACCAUCCCACAAAUUCUAAUCUUUGGAUGGUUCCUGUGGGACUCAUCUUCCUCGUCACUCCUGCCUUCCUCUCUAUCUCCGUUUUGGUCUCCGAUCUGUGCGACGACGACGGUGACGGCGUGAAUCAUGACCUAAACCAAAUCACGAUUCACGAUCGUGAUGUAAAACUAAACGCUUGACUUUUUCAUUAACUGUUGUUAAUAAUUUGGAAUUAAAUGAUAUAUUAUCAAUUAAUAUCAACUAGAAUAUUUAUUUAUGUAUGUUUUUAAGGUUUUUUUUUUGUGAUCAACAUAUGUUUUUUAAAGGUUUAAGCGAAUAUAAAUUACCAGCUUUUUCCGACAAACCAGUUCAUACUUGUGCCGUUGUGUAUGAAAAAUAAAUAGCUGGGUCAGCAUGCAGAAGCAAAUGCAAUUUGUUCAGUAACCCAUGGGCCUUAGAGGUUGAAUCUCAAGGCCCAGAAUGAACUAAGAAGAAAGCCUUUUGAAUCGGCCAGAGGGGUCUUGCUAUGAAAAAGGAAAGUGGAGACAUUUUUGGUAAUAAAAAUCGCAGGAGGAGCCCCUUCUCUCUAGAGGAAUCCAAGUGAAGGAUAAUCUUUAUAAUAAUAUAAUCGCUGAAGAGUCAUUUCGUUUGCAUUUGAUCUCGAGGGUUUUUGGGGGAAAGCUAGGGUUUUUGGUUUAAUCAGCGAUGCAGCAGCCUCCGCAAAUGUUUCCGAUGGCUCCUUCGAUGCCGCCAACUAACAUCACCACCGAACAGAUCCAAAAGUACCUUGAGGAGAACAAGAAGCUGAUAAUGGCAAUCAUGGAAAAUCAGAAUCUUGGCAAGCUUGCAGAGUGUGCACAGUAUCAAGCUCUUCUCCAGAAGAACUUGAUGUACCUCGCGGCUAUUGCUGAUGCUCAACCUCCUCCAUCUACAGCUGGAGCUACACCACCACCAGCUAUGGCUUCCCAGAUGGGGGCACCGCAUCCUGGGAUGCAACCGCCGAGCUACUUUAUGCAACACCCACAAGCUUCAGGGAUGGCUCAACAAGCACCACCCGCUGGUAUCUUCCCUCCGAGAGGUCCUCUGCAGUUUGGUAGCCCACACCAGCUUCAGGAUCCGCAACAGCAGCAUAUGCAUCAACAGGCUAUGCAAGGACACAUGGGGAUGCGACCAAUGGGUAUCAACAACAACAAUGGGAUGCAGCAUCAGAUGCAACAGCAACCAGAAACCUCUCUUGGAGGAAGCGCUGCAAACGUGGGGAUUAGAGGGGGAAAGCAAGAUGGAGCAGAUGGACAAGGAAAAGAUGAUGGCAAAUGAAAAGAUCCAAAGAAGCUUUGUUGUGUUGUUUAUAACUAGGAGGACUUGUGCUUUCUUAUGAGACGACUCAAAAAUGUCUUUUGCAUUAGUUAAUUUUCUUGAGUUACAACUUACAACAGAAUAUAGACUGUGGACUAGUUCCACAGUCCGUGUUGUAAUGGUAUUUGUAUUAUCUAGUACAAGUUCGGAUGUGGUUUAGAAUACAUUAUUCAUUGUUCUUCU